UCUGGCGCACGGUCCUUUCCAGUAUUUCCCCGGCGUUUGCGAGAAAUCUGUCGAAGCUUUUAAAGCUUGAGCGCGCUCACGCGAACUUUGAGGCUUUCUCUUUGCGAAUUAAACUUGUGAAAAUCGUUCGAAAGUGUGUUCAGUGACUUAUUUACAUUUUGUGGCCCAAGUGAAAAUUGUGUGUGAACUUGUGCCGUUUCACAAAAUGCAUGCAGUUUUCGUCUUUAUUGUUACCCUGGCUCUGCUUGUCUUGGCUUCUGUUGCCUGUCCUAGUACACGCCGGCGCCGUAUACAUGCACAAAACUAUCCUGGACUGACCGACCAGGAUAUUCUCCAAGAGGGAAAACCAGCAACUUUCGUAACUCCAGGCCAGACUUACCGCAUAGCCACCGGAAGCACUGUGGUUCUGCCUUGUCGAGUUACUCCUGCGGGUGCUUACGUGUUAGCGUGGAAAAGAGGCAUAGCCGUGUUGACGGCUGGCCCUGUCAAGGUCACACCAGAUAAGAGGGUGAGACUGUUGCAGUCUCCAGUGAGCACUUCAAGCUUAACCGGAAUACCGGAACUAUCUGGCGAAGGAUAUAGUUUGGAAUUGAAGGAUGUUAGGCCGCAAGAUGCCGGAGAUUAUGUGUGCCAAAUUGGAACAAUGGAGCCAAGAGAAAUUACACAUACUUUAGAGAUAUUGGUGCCUCCUCGAAUCCAUUACGUGUCUCACAGUGGUCCAUUGGAGGUCCUCCAGGGUGCCACAGUGAAGAUGGAAUGCCGAGCGUCUGGCAAUCCAGUGCCAACAGUUGCCUGGACCAGAAAGAACAAUGUUUUGCCAAGCGGAGAGCGUUCGGUUUCUGGUUUAUCCCUCGUAAUUCAGCACGCCGACCGCCAUUCCGCGGGCCAAUAUCAAUGUUCUGCUGAUAACGGUGUCGGCCAACCUGACACACGUCAUAUCACCCUCAACGUUUUGUAUGGACCCGAAGUAGAAACAGAAAGAUCAACUGUACACACGGGAAUUGGACUCGAGGCGCAGUUAGUGUGUAUAGUUCAUGCUGAACCGUCCCCACAGGUGCUCUGGUUUAAGGAUACUGCCCAACUGGGCACAACUGAACAGCAUGCAGCACACGCAAGGGGCAACAGAUACACCCUCGUUAUUCGGAACGUUACGUCGGCGGACUUUGGAAACUACAGUUGUGUCGCAAGCAAUUCUCAUGGAAAAGGACGGGGACAAUUAACUUUAACAGGAACUGCCGGUUUAGCAGUUUUUGAUUCACCACCACUUGGCACCGAGAAAGAUACGUAUAAUAUCUCUUGGUCGGUUAACAGUCAUGCAGCAAUAACAGAGUAUCGUCUCUUUUAUCGUCAACAACCACAUCAUCACCAUGGUCAUCAUCAGGAACUAAUUUUUAAUAAUUCUAAAAUGAUAUAUCGCAACGACUGGAACAGUGUUGUACUUCCUGGGGCUGGGGUCACUAAUCUACAGAUUCCAUUGCCACCGCCAUUUCCAGGAGUAACUCGUCAAAAGAUGUGGUACACUGUGAGAUCUUUACACCCGUCCACUACUUACGAGGCUCGGGUGCAAGCUAGAAAUCAACAUGGAUGGAACAAAUUGUCCCCCAUUUUCCACUUUACUACAAGAUCUAACGACAUGGAAAAUAUGGUCGAACCCUCCGCCCAGCCCGCUGUUUAUGGAAUCAGUCAACAAGGGAUGGCACCAUUUAGCAGUGGCGUUCGUGAAAAACUUUCGUCUGCAUUCAGUUUGAUUGUGGUGUUAGUGGUGCAUUUGUUUUAAAGUAAAUUGUUAGACGAGUGCAAGUGAAUUUUAAACCAAAGUGUUGUUUUAAGAGAAAACGAAACCACGCAAUGUUAUUUUUUAAAACUUUGUGAUAACAUGUGGAAACGAAAUGAAAACUAUCUGAACGUAAGUUUUUAAUGUGUGAAGUGACUGCCAAUUUAUUUCCGAUGUUGCUUCUUCAAUGUGUAGAUAAGAAGUUUAUUCAUCUUGAUAUAAUUCACGUUUAGAUAUUUAUCCAUAGAAGUGGUCAUUUUUAGACUAUAACCCAAAAGUACUUUCUUUCAAAGUGGAGGUUCAAGUCGUUUACUAUGUGUACUAGUUCCUCAUAGGACUAAUUCUCUAUCGUUAUCACUCCAUGGUGUCUUUCCCUAUCGUUGUUUACAAACCAUGUUUUUGGGUUACAACUAUGAUUAUAAAAUGUAAGUUAAUCUUUCUUUCAUUUUUCACAGCUUUUUUGCGUGCACAUAUUAUACGUAAAUGUCAUUGUAUAUAAAGACUGAACUAUUUUUAUAAGAGUGCAAUAAGAUGUAUUAGCUCUAUAACUGUUUCGAUGAUAACGAUGUGAAAUACCGUGUAAAUAAAGCUUAAAUAGAAUAAUA
Messenger RNA from Zophobas morio, 2379 nucleotides. Its product is annotated as protein amalgam-like. Gene Ontology annotation, molecular function: protein binding; axon guidance receptor activity. Lineage: Eukaryota; Metazoa; Arthropoda; Insecta; Coleoptera; Tenebrionidae. Gene Ontology annotation, biological process: homophilic cell-cell adhesion; synapse organization. The record is from RefSeq and is a predicted model, not a curated record. The transcript is spliced from 9 exons. Gene Ontology annotation, cellular component: plasma membrane; neuronal cell body; axon. The coding region runs from base 206 to 1777 and encodes 523 amino acids.